AUGAGCAGCCCGUCUCCAUGUCUGUUGCGUGCCGUCAGCCAACCCCGGCUCCGAGAGGUCAAGAUCAGCCUGAAGACCAGGGAGACCCGGGAGACUAACAGGGAGACGUCCACACCCCUCCGAUCCAUUGGUGUGACCCUGGGGAGGGACAGGAACAGUUACAGAGAGGCCACCAGGGACCGGGCCAUCACCCCAGGGAAAGAGACCCCGCUCCGKGCCACUCUGAGCAGCAGCAACCGCAGCCGGAGCACCCCACCCGUCCACAGAGCCCAGAGGAGGCCAGCGAGGGGUGAUGGGAGAACCACCAGGCAGGAGACAGAGCACCAGCCUGAGAGGAACGGGACCCUCCGGGUCAUACCCACGUCUGGAUCUAGAGACCCUCAUCCUCUGGGAAAAGGUCUGGGUCUCUCCCCCAUCUCCUGUUUCUCCUCUUCCUCCUCCACCUGCACCCCUGCCAGACGUCAGCAACGCCAUGCUCUCUCUCCCCCUUGCCCAGCUUCUCCCCCCACCACCUCCACCUCAGGCAGGAGUAUGAAGAAGGCGAGGUGUCUGAGCUAUAGCACCUCCAACAUCUGCUUCAACUCCAUCCUGGAUGGACGCUUCAGGCAGCUGCAAGAUGAGCGUGAAGCAGUCCAGAAGAAGACCUUCACUAAGUGGGUCAACUCCAUCCUGUCCCGGGUCAGCUGCCGGAUCUCUGACCUGUACCUGGACCUCAGGGAUGGACGGGACGACGUCAUGCUCAUCAAACUACUGGAGCUCCUCUCUGGAGAGAAACUGCCCAAGCCCACUAAGGGCCGUAUGCGGAUCCACUGUCUGGAGAACGUGGACAAGGCCCUGCAGUUCCUCAAGGAGCAGAGGGUCCACCUGGAGAAYAUGGGAUCAUACGACAUCGUCGACGGCAACCACCGCCUCAUCCUGGGACUCAUCUGGACCAUCAUUCUCAGAUUCCAGAUCCAAGACAUUGUGGUGGAGAUGGGACAGGUAGACGGGACUCAACGGGAGAGCCGCACAGCCAAGGACGCUCUGCUACUCUGGUGCCAGAUGAAGACUGCCGGAUAUCCAAACGUAAACAUCACCAACUUCACCACCAGUUGGAAAGACGGCAUGGCGUUCAGCGCUCUCAUACACAAACACAGACCAGACCUGGUGGACUAUAGUGGCCUGAAGAGGUCCAAUCCAACCCAUAACCUUCAGAAUGCCUUCAAUGUAGCAGAGCAGACGCUUGGAGUAGCAAAACUGUUAGACCCUGAAGAUGUGUUCACAGAGAACCCAGAUGAGAAGUCCAUCAUCACAUACGUUGUGGCUUUCUACCACUACUUCUCCAAGAUGAAGGCAUUAGCGGUGGAGGGGAAGAGAGUUGGCAAGGUACUAGACCAUGCCAUAGAGACAGAGAAGAUGAUUGACAAGUACGAAACCCUGUCGUCAGACCUGCUGAUAUGGAUACAGCAGACCAUCAUCGUCCUGAACAACCGUAAACUGGCCAACUCUCUUACUGGGGUCCAACAGCAGCUCCAAUCCUUCAACUCCUACCGCAUAGUGGAGAAACCACCCAAGUUCCAGGAGAAAGGUAAUCUGGAGGUGCUGUUGUUCACCAUCCAGAGUCGUAUGAGAGCCAACAACCAGAGAGUCUAUACCCCCAAGGAGGGGGCUCUAGUGGCUGAUCUCAACAGGGCCUGGGAGCAUUUGGAGUGGGCGGAGCAUGAGAGGGAACGUGUCCUGAGAGACGAGCUGAUUCGUCAGGAGAAACUGGAGCAGAUGGCAAGACGCUUCGACAGGAAGGCUUCCAUGAGAGAGACCUGGCUAAUGGAGAACCAGAGACUGGUGGCACAGGACAACUUCGGCUACGACCUGCCGGCGGUAGAGGCCGCUAAGAAGAAGCACGACGCCAUCGAGACGGACAUCGCUGCCUACGAGGAACGCAUCCAGGGCAUAGUGGCCAUCGCUAAAGAGCUGGAGUCUGAGCGUUACCACGACACCAAGCGCAUCGACGUGCGUAAGGACAACAUCCUGAGGCUGUGGGAUUACCUACAGGAGCUGCUGAAAGCUCGCAGGGCACGCCUGGACAAGAACCUCACCCUGCAGAGGAUCUUCCAGGAGAUGUUGUACAUCAUCAACUGGAUGGAUGGGAUGAAGGCUCGGCUGCUCUCCCCUGACUUUGGGAAGCACCUGUUGGAGGUGGAUGAGCUGCUCCAGAAGCAGGCUCUGGUGGAGGCCGACAUCACUGUGCAGGCAGAAAGAGUGCACGACUCCAACGCGGCUGCUCUCAAGUUUGCCAAUGGAGAUAGCUACAAGCCCUGUGACCCCCAGGUGAUUAAGGACCGGGUGCAGCACCUGGACCUGUGUUACCAGGAGCUGUGUGCCCUUGCAGCCCAACGCCGCGCUCGCCUUGAGCAGUCCCGACGCCUCUGGAACUUCUUCUGGGAGAUGGCCGAGCUGGAGAGCUGGAUCAAGGAGAAAGAGCAUAUCUUCUCCUCGCUGGACUACGGCAAGGACCUGACCAGUGUGCUGGUCCUGCAGAGCAAACACAGUGCCUUCGAGAACGAGCUGGGGGCUCGCCGUGCACACCUGCAGGAGAUCAUGGACGAGGGUGAUAAGAUGAUCCAGGCCAGACACUUCGGGGCGCCCCAGGUUGGUGAUUGCAUGGAGGACGUGAGGCGUCAGUGGCAGCAGCUGGAGGAACUGGCAGCGUUCAGAAGGCAGAACCUCCAGGACACCCAGCGGUUCUUCCAGUUCCAGGGAGACGCUGAAGACCUGAAGGCCGGGCUGCUGGAUGCCAAGAGGCAGAUGACUAGUGAUGACAUGGGCCAUGAUGAGUAUACCACCCAGAGGCUGCUGAAGAGACACCGAGACCUCCGGAACGAUGUCGCCAAGAACGGAGCCACCAUCGAUGCUCUGACCAAACAGGCGGCGGCGCUACCCGAGGAGCUGCGCAACACGCCUGACAUCCAAAGACGUCUGAAGGACAUCAGAGACCUGUACAUGGAGCUAAUGUCCCUGUGUGACCUGAGGCAGAAGAAGCUGGAUGAUGCCAUGGCCCUCUACACAAUCUUCAGUGAGACAGACUCCUGUGAGCUGUGGAUGGGCCAGAAGGAGACCUUGUUGKUGGGGCUGGACGUACCGGAGAAUCUAGAGGAUCUGGAGGUGGUGCAGAACAGGUUGAGUAUUCUUGGUUCAGAUAUGGCUAAUGUCCAGACGCGUGUUGAUGAUGUCAACAAAGCAGUGAAGCAGCUUGAGGACAGCAGACACCCUUGUACCAAAGAGGUGAAGGAAUGCCAGUUGAGACUUAAUAAGAGGUGGAAGGCCUUCAAGGCCAUGGUUGAGGACAAGAAGCGGAAGGUGGAUUCAGCUCUCAGCUACCACAACUAUGGACUGGAGUGUGACGAGACAGAGGCCUGGAUCAGGGACAAAACCCGGGUCAUCAAGUCUACCCAGGACCUGGGCAACGACCUGAACGCUGUGAUGACCAUCCAGAGGAAACUCUACGGCAUGGAGCGGGACCUGGCUGCCAUCGAAGACAAGCUCAACUUCCUGAGGAGCGAGGCGGACCAGCUGGCCAAGGACCACCCAGACAACGCUGCAGACAUCCUGUCUAGGAGAGCCGAGCUGGACGCAGCCUGGGAUAACCUGAGGGCCACACUGAAGGACCGGGAGGACUCUCUGGGAGAGGUGUCCAAACUGCAGACCUUCCUACAGGACAUGGAUGACUUCCAGUCCUGGCUCUUCAAGACCCAGAAGGCCGUGGCAUCCGAGGACAUGCCUGAGACCCUGCCCCAGGCUGAGCAGCUGCUGAACCUCCACGAUGAUGUAUAUGAUGACAUGGAUGCUCAUGAGGAGGACUACCACAAGGUGAGRGACACGGGCGUGGCGGUAACCCAGGGCCAGCUGGAYGACCCUCAGUACCAGGAGCUGGACAAGAGGCUGAAAGGUCUGGACCGCGGCUGGGACGAGCUACACAAGAUGUGGGACAGCAGGAAGGGCUUCCUGGACCAGGGCCUGGGCUUCCAGCUGUUCAUGAGGGACACCAAGCAGGUGGAGACCAUCCUCAACAACCAGGAGUACACUUUGGCCCACACAGACAAGCACGACACCCUGGAUGGAGCCGAGCAGGCCCUAAAGAAGCACGAGGACUUUGUCUGCACCAUGGACGCCAACAUGGAGAAGCUUGCCAGCACACUUGAGGGGGGACAGAGAUUGGUGAACAGCGGGAACCUCUACUCCCCCAAGGUCCAGGACAAGAUGGACUCCAUCCAUGACAGGUACAUCAAGAACCGAGGCAAAGCCAACGAGGUGACAGGGAUCCUCAAGGAUAACCGUGAUCUUCAACACUUCCUGCAAAACACUCAGGAUCUGACUCUGUGGAUAAACGAGAAGAUGUUGACUGCUCAGGACGUGUCGUACGACGGGGACAGGAACCUUCACACCAAGUGGAAGAAGCAUCAGGCCUUCAUGGCUGAGCUGGCCUCCAACAAAGACUGGCUCAACAAGAUAGACCAGCAAUAUGGACCGUAUCCUGAGAGGUUGACUGCCAUGUUCAGUCUGAAUCGCAAGGGCACUCUGCUCUACCAGCUUGCUCCCUGCGCUGGGCCAGGGGGUGGAGGAGCUGCUGGGAAGUCCUCUGGGAUGGCCUUGUCAGCCUCCAGUCCGCUGGUCCUCCGCUCCGGGCUGGAGCACCAUGCUUCUGGAAGCCCUCCCUUGGAGGUCACUCCAGCUCCCUGCCUGGAUUGCAGCAGCAAGUGUUCUCUGGUUGCUGGAGAAGUGGGGGGUGGGGGCUGGCAGAGGGUUAGAGCCGGCUUAGGGGUUAAUUUGUUCUCCACCAUUCGCCAGGAUGAGCAGAGUGCCAUGUUGAUGUUGAAGCGUCACCUGAUAGUGAAGCAGGCUGUAGAUGUCUACUCAGACUCCAUCCAGAAGCUGUCUGACCGUGCUCAGAAGAUGCUGAAUGAAGACCACCCUAAUGGUGAAUCUAUCAUCCGUCGUCAGGGCCAGGUAGAUAAGCAGUACGCUGGUCUGAAGGACUUGGCAGAAGACCGCAGGAGGAAGCUGGACCAUGUCUAUCAUCACUUCCUGCUGAGCCGAGAGGUGGAGGAUCUGGAGCACUGGAUCGCUGAGAGGGACGUGGUGGCCUCCUCACAGGAGAUGGGACAGGACCUGGAUCAUGUUACAAUCCUGAGGGACAAGUUCCGUGACUUUUCCCGGGAGACAGGGAUGGUGGGACAGGAGCGGGUGGACUAUGUGAACCAGACCAUAGAUGAGCUGAUCAAAGCGGGCCACGCGGAGGCUGCUGCCAUGGCUGAUUGGAGGGACAGCGUCAACGAGAGCUGGGCUGACCUGCUGGAACUCAUAGACACCCGAGUUCAGCUCCUACAGGCCUCCCACGACCUGCUCAAGUACUUCGAUGAUGGGAAGGAGCUGGUGUCUCAAAUCCAGGAGAAACAUAAUGAGAUUCCUGCUGACCUGGGAGAAGACUUCAGCAAGGCAGAUACCUUCCACCGCAUGCACGCAGCCUUCGAGAGGGACAUCAGCGCCCUGGGGAAACAGGUCCAGCAGUUCCAGGAGACAGCGGCCCGCCUGCACGCCCAGUAUGCUGGGGACCAGGCUACAGAGAUCCAGGCCCAGGAGAAGGAGGUGGUGGAGGCCUGGAAGGCUCUACUGGAUGCCUGUGACGGCCGCAGGAAACGCCUGGAGGAGACAGCUGACAAGUUCCGCUUCUUCACCAUGGUCCGAGACCUGAUGGCCUGGAUGGAGAGCACCAUACAGCAAAUAGAGACACAGGAGAAACCACGGGAUGUGUCAUCAGUAGAGCUGCUGAUGAAGUACCACCAGGGGAUCAGGUCUGAGAUCGACCAGCGUGGAUCAAAGUUCUCUGACUGUGUGGCGCACGGCAAGGCUCUGCUGGCACGCAAACACAAAUACUCUGCUGAGAUCAAGGAGAAACUGAUCCAGCUGAUGGAGAAGAAGAAGGAGAUGAUGACCAAGUGGGACGACCGAUGGGACUGGCUCAGGCUCCUGUUGGAGGUGUGCCAGUUUGCGCGGGAUGCCUCAGUGGCGGAGGCGUGGCUAGUGGCUCAGGAGCCGUACGUGGCCAGUAAGGACCUGGGACAGACUGUAAACGAGGUGGAGAAACUACUGAAGAGACACGAAGCCUUCGAGAAGUCCACCGCCACCUGGGAGGAACGCUUCUCAGCCCUGGAGAGACUUACUACAUUGGAGCUGCUAGAGUUGAGGAAGCAGCAGCAGGAGAUACAGCAGUUUGUAACAGAGGAGCAGAAGCGUUCACAGAUGGAGAGCAGGAGAGAAGACACAGGGUUUGCAGAGGAUUCCUCCCAGCUCUACACCAUCGAGGAGCAGACACUGGGUUUCAAACGUGGGGCAAGACACAUCAUUGGAGUUGACCAUUGGUCUGAAAACAAUGCAUCACACCCAAAAUCUGCCUCAGGAGCAGUUGAGGUGGAGCCCAGUUUGGGUCAGUUGGAGGGAACACCGGGUGACUCUACGGUGCCCAUGGUCUCUGAGAUGCAGGAUGCUGGCUUGCAGGAGGCUAGCUCUCUGGAGCUGCUGGAUGCCUCUGUGUCAGGACAGACCCCCAGGGAGGGGGAGCCCCGGGCCGCCACCCUACCCGCUGACCCCCUCAGCCCUAAGGCUGUGCUGCAGGAUGGCAUGCUGGGACGGAAACACGACCUAGAGGCUGCUGGAAAGAAGGCUUCCAACAGGUCCUGGAACAACCUGUACUGUGUGNUGAAACCUGGUCAGCUGUCUGUCUAUAAGGACGCCAAGAGCUUCGGCCAUGGCUCCACCUACCACGGAGAGGACCCUCUGUCGCUCGGCAACGCCAAAUGGGAAGUCCUGAACAACUACAAGAAGAAGAAACACGUAUUCAUACUGAGGCUGGGUGAUGGUAGUGAGUACCUGUUCCAGUGUAAAGACGAGGAGGAACUGGGUCGUUGGACCCAGGCCAUAGAGAAAGCAGUGAAGCCCCUGGCACAGGAAGAGGCGGAACCCUCAGGGUCCGCAGGGGUCCGGGCCCGCAGCCUGCCCCCUCCUUCCUCUUCUACCACCCUCACCACCCCAGAGCCAGCGAAAGACAAGAAAGACAAGGAGAAGAAGGGCUUCAGUCGGUUUGCCAAUAAAAAGUGAGGAUGGACAGACUGACUAUAUUGCAGGUCUUGGGCAGAAGAAGAAGUUGUAGUGUACAAUCAGAAUGAAUUUUAUCUUAAAAGAUGUUCUUUUUUACUUUGAAAUAGAUGAGAUAUUGUAGUUUAGACCUCUGCACACUCUGCUGCCCGUAUUAAAGCCAGUGUAACAACCUUUUCUUUCUCUUUUUGACAAAAUAUGCUAAAUUCAGAUAGCUAAAUAAAAGCACAGGAAUGCUCUUUUCACACUCAACCAAAGAAUGUUUGUAAAAUUCAUUAUUUUCCUUUUACAAUUGUUUCCCAACUUUGCUUUAAAUAAAAGCAUGCUUGUAUGAUUUGUAUUACAAAACAG
Salvelinus sp. IW2-2015 is the source of this 7479-nucleotide messenger RNA. The record is from RefSeq and is a predicted model, not a curated record. Lineage: Eukaryota; Metazoa; Chordata; Actinopteri; Salmoniformes; Salmonidae.